CUCCUUUCCUCUUGACCCCCACAUUCCGACCAUGAAGAUUCAGAAGAAAUUCUACACAGGCAUACCGAUACCCUAUACGUCCACGGAAGCCUUCACACCGCCUCGUCCCCAUUAUCCUUCUUUGAUAGCCCACCUACACCCCCACCGACCACUCCGAGGAAUGCAAACAUUGUCCGCUUCGCCGCUGAGAGCAAGGGUCUUGGAAGUGCUCUCUGUGGAUUCGACUGUCGUCAGGCGUGGCUGGGAGGGUGCUUAUUCUGUGGGCGUCGAUGUGAGGGUCGGUCGACGAGAGGGCAAGAGCCGGGAGCGGAAGGGCAGGAAGCUCAUUUUGGAUGUCGGCGGGUACGGGAUACCAAAAAGGUGUAUGUCGGGAUCUGUAGGUGGGAAGGCAGUCAUGGUCGGCGAGGAUGCUUUCUUUGUGAGAAGGAACGCGAUGGGUGUCGCCGACGGUGUUGGUGGUUGGGCAAGGGGACAGUCCAUUCCGGGCCCCACGCCGUCUGCGUUGUUUGCUCAUCGAUUAAUGCAUUUCUGCUCCGAGGAGAUGGAGCUCGAGCCUCCCAAGCCGAGCACGUUUAUUCCGUCCGUCAGUUUUGCUAGACGAGAGUUGCAGGAGGAACUCGAGGAAGAAUUGGAAGAGCUCGAAGAAGGCAUAGACGUGCUGAUGAUACUCGAACGGGCUUACGAAAAGACUAUCAAAGCACAUGUAGAAAAAGAACAGCCGGUAUUAUAUUCACCGUUUACACCCCCACCUCCGCCCGAUACCCUCACAUCUCCGAUAAUACCCCCAGAUCCAACACCCAAGCCUCUGCUCGCUGGUUCAUCAACCGCCCUGCUCGCCGUACUCGACCACGUAAACAACGGUGAGGCAGUCGUCAAAAUUGCCCACGUUGGUGACUGCAUGGGAAUGCUCGUCCGUGGCACAGAAUGCGUCUGGAGGAGCGACGAAAUGUGGUGGAGUUUUAAUACCCCCGUCCAGCUCGGACCCACAACCCCAGCACAGCCGAGUACGACGGCCCAUGUGUUCACGCUCCCCGUGCAAGAGGACGAUAUACUCAUCCUGGCGACGGACGGCCUGAGCGAUAACCUCUGGGACGAGGAUGUCUUGGACGAGGUGGCGCGUUUCCGGAGUGAGUGGAGUGCGCAUGGUGAGGAGGGCGGGCGCGAUAUGCUCGCUGCGGGGAUGUUGAGCGAGGCGCUGUGUUCUCGGGCGAAGCGGGUUGCUAAGGAUGGUGAGGGUGAUACACCGUUUGGGAGACGGGCGAGGGAGGAGGGGAGGAAGUGGAGAGGGGGGAAGAAUGAUGAUAUUAGUGUGGUGGUUGCAGUUAUUUCGAGGGCGGGCGAGAGGCGUUAGCCUUUUUAUGAUAAAAUGUACCAGUAGAUGAUGAUCUUUUUAUGUAUUAGAUAGGAUGUACAACUACUAAUUAAAAUCAGCAUGACACGGA
Desarmillaria tabescens is the source of this 1442-nucleotide messenger RNA. Its product is annotated as phosphatase 2C-like domain-containing protein. Gene Ontology annotation, biological process: protein dephosphorylation. Gene Ontology annotation, molecular function: protein serine/threonine phosphatase activity. The record is from RefSeq and is a predicted model, not a curated record. Bases 32 to 1351 code for a protein of 439 amino acids. NCBI's taxonomy places the organism in Eukaryota, Fungi, Basidiomycota, Agaricomycetes, Agaricales, Physalacriaceae. The transcript has 4 exons.